Messenger RNA from Folsomia candida, 1650 nucleotides. RefSeq names its product endothelin-converting enzyme 1. The record is from RefSeq and is a predicted model, not a curated record. NCBI's taxonomy places the organism in Eukaryota, Metazoa, Arthropoda, Collembola, Entomobryomorpha, Isotomidae. The transcript has 6 exons. Gene Ontology annotation, molecular function: metalloendopeptidase activity. Gene Ontology annotation, biological process: protein processing. Gene Ontology annotation, cellular component: plasma membrane. The coding region runs from base 259 to 1650 and encodes 463 amino acids.
UACACUAAAAUCAUUUAAAUUUCCUCCAAUUAAACUAUCUAAUUUAUGUUUGUACGUGAAUAACUUUAUAAUUAUAUACGUUCGUUUACCAUGAAAGACUUCACAUUAUUCGCCAUUACGUCAUCCGCUACUUUGUUAUUGUUUUCCACGUACGAAAUUCUAUUUCGGCAAAAAACUGCGGCAAAAACCGGUCAUGAGGAGUCGUGUGAAACUAAUUCGGCUUGUUUAGUAAAGGCUGUCGAGUAUUUGUAAUCCUCCAUGGAUGAAUCGUUCCCUCCUUGCGAGGACUUUUACAAGUACGCCUGCCAGGGUUGGAUUAAAGGAAAGGUGGCCAAGUUAAAAGAGACCAGGGCAAAGGCGGCCACACGAACGUCGGACGUCUCCAAAUGGAACGAACGGUCGAUUAUAGCCCUAUUAGACGCCAUCCAAACUUCGAGUCCGGGGGCGGAAGGAAAAUUGAAGCAGUUUUACACCUCCUGCACUACAAAUACGAGAUGGACAGCUUUGAUAAAUUAUGCCCAAAAACCAAAUGAUUCUCAGGAGAGGAAUAUCUUGGGGAAAUAUGGCGAUUGGCUGUACGACCGUAUAGCAUCGUUCCUAAUCGCUCACGCCAAGAAAGAGCUCUGCAGUUUUAUACUCCAAUCCAAAUUUCCGCUCCUCCUGGCAAAAUUAUUCCUGGAAAAGAACAUCGAAAUUAUUUCAAGCGCUGCCGAAAUUUCGAAUCGUGUCCUCCAAACGGUGAAAAAAUCGGUGACAUCGGCGCCAUGGAUUCCGACCCCGAUUUUUCUCAACACCACGAUCGAAUUCGUUCCGGUUACCUUCGACAACCCGGGUAUUCUCGACGAAUUGUACUCAUCUCUUCCCCUCGAUUCGAACGAUUUACUCAAAAAUUUGGAACAAGUCGAUAAAUUUAACAAACUCCAGGAAUCAAGUGCGCACCUGGGAAGCAUAAUAACGGCGGCGAAACUGACUCUAACCCAAAAUGCGACGUACCACUUGGUCCCGGAUUUUGUCUUCGUUACACCCGGUUGGGUGCAGAUGCCCCGAUUCCAUCCCGGGUUUCUGGACGUUUUCAAAUUCGCCAAUUUAGGCGUAACCGUGGGACAUGAGUUGGGUCACGCGGUGAUGACCUACUUAAAUGGAGUAGCACUCGAAAACAAAACACAAGUUUUCGUUCAUGCGGAACCAUCCGAAAUCACGAAGGAUGUCUUUAAAGAAAAAUGUGACUGUGUCGAGAGGCAGUAUAGCGGUUACAAGGUCCACCUUCCUAACAAAGAGGGAAUCCGAAUCAAUGGAACUUUCACCUUAAGGGAUAACGUGGCUGACAUAAUCGGGAUGGAAAUGGCCUUCAAAUCCUGGGUAGACAACGAUAUAGAAAAUUCAUCUUACGGAAAAUUUCAGUUCCCACAAUUAUCUCGGUUUACCAAAGAGCAAAUAUUUUUCAUUUCUUGGGCGCAGGAAUGGUGUGAGGCCUUCGAGGACGAUGAAACGGAGACCACCCGACUCACUGACCAGGUAACAUAUGAUGUCCACAGCCCCGCAUCCGUCAGAGUUUUGGGGACGCUAAGCAACUUUAAGGAGUUUUCGGACGCAUUUCACUGCCCCGUUGGGGCGCGGUACAAUCCAAGUGAAAGAUGCCGGUUUUUCUAA